Molecule: messenger RNA, 1530 nt
Organism: Ictidomys tridecemlineatus (thirteen-lined ground squirrel)
Lineage: Eukaryota; Metazoa; Chordata; Mammalia; Rodentia; Sciuridae
Gene: Txn2
Product: thioredoxin 2
Biological process (GO): cell redox homeostasis
Cellular component (GO): mitochondrion
Molecular function (GO): protein-disulfide reductase activity
Source: RefSeq, a predicted model, not a curated record
UAGUUCCUCCUCUGAAUAGUUGGGCUUCUUGUCAGUCCUUCGACCUUGCCUUUUCCCCUUAAUUUUCCAUUCAAAUGCUCUUUUAAAAGAGCAAGCAAUAGAUAAAGAACUCUACGGACGGCGUGAGUUCCGACGUGGAAUGUCAUUUAAUGGUUGAGUUGUUUGGGGUCUGUCGAGUAACCCACCCGGGUUGGAUUCUGGAAAUCGGGCAGGACUAAGUGGCAGCUGCCUCAGAGUUGAUCCGGGAGGACCAGUGGUGCACUUGACCUCAGCAGAUGGCUCAUCGACUUCUCCUGAGGAGGUUCCUGGCCUCUGUCAUCUCCAGGAAGCUCCCCCAGGGUCGGUGGGCACCCCUCACCUCCAAGGCCUUGCAGACCCCCAAAUGCUGUUCUGGUGGCCUGACAGUAACACCCAACCCAGCCCGGACAAUAUAUACCACCAGAGUCUGUUGGACAACCUUUAAUGUCCAGGAUGGACCUGACUUCCAAGACCGAGUUGUUAACAGUGAGACACCAGUGGUUGUGGAUUUUCAUGCACAGUGGUGUGGCCCCUGCAAGAUCUUAGGGCCACGGUUAGAGAAGAUGGUGGCCAAGCAGCACGGGAAGGUGGUGAUGGCCAAGGUGGACAUUGAUGACCACACGGACCUCGCCAUUGAGUACGAGGUGUCAGCUGUGCCUACUGUGCUGGCCAUCAAGAAUGGGGAUGUGGUGGACAAGUUUGUAGGCAUCAAAGAUGAGGACCAGCUGGAGGCCUUCCUCAAGAAGCUGAUCGGCUGACGAGCAGGGAAGCGUCCUGAGCACCCUUGCCCGCCUGGACGCCUGUCCUGGGGGAGCCCAGGAGAACGCAGCCCUCCCCCCCGCCCCCCUGUGCCCACCCCAUGGGCCCCUGCUUUGGAAACCAGCCUCCAGACACGGAGUCACCAAUGCUGCCCACCUACCCACUGCCAGGGUGACCGUCGGAGGAGCGGUGACCGUCAGGGGAGGGGACCUCGUGUUCCCACCCACUCCUCCUCUCUGCUCCCUCUAGGGCCAGUUGCUGUUGUCCCGAGAUGCUGGAGAACGCCCGGGGCCAGCCUGCAGAGGACUGUCCAGGCGGCAGCUGGUCCCCAUCGCCUUGGUCCCUCUGAUCUGCACCCCCAUCUCAUCUGCCUCCUGCAUUUUUCUUUCCUGCCGCUGUUUUGUAAAAGAAAAAGGAGAAAACAAGGAGCCGAGCAGUGGGAGUGAUAGAGGGUUCUCUCAUUUCUUGUAGGUCUGUAAUAAAGAACUUUAUGUGGUCCCUUCUACCUCCUGCUGGGAAGAACAGACCCUGGGCCCCACACUGAACCCCGCAGCCACCCUGUCCCUGCCUCCCAGAGAGCCGACCUUCUCCCAUCCUUCCCUCCCAGGCACCAGGGCACUGGCUGCAGGAGCCCUGGAGGCCCUUGACCGGAAGGCUCCAGGUGCACCCUCCCUCACUGUCCACAGCCCCUGGCUCUCAGCAGAAGGCUGCACUGUGAACAAAUCAGACCAAUAAAACCAGGGUUUGCACUGA